Paramuricea clavata is the source of this 22544-nucleotide messenger RNA. NCBI's taxonomy places the organism in Eukaryota, Metazoa, Cnidaria, Anthozoa, Malacalcyonacea, Plexauridae. The record is from the annotation of a GenBank genome assembly.
CUGAACUUGGUAAGCUGUAAGGACGCAGCCGAGUAACUAAUACUCUUUUUCAUAAAAUUUGUUACUGGCUUUCCAAGGGAGAAGUUUAUAUUGUUACUACGCAAUUGAUACACUUGCUAAUUGUGGCAUGACGUUAUUUUAUAUUGUGUGCAUAAAAAUUCAUUUGUUUCUCUUUAGUCGUUCACUUAAAGGCCGCCAAUUCAGCUCUUUUAAAACAUCUUUAGAUCUGGUUUCAUAUGUUCUGCCCGUAAUCAUUCUCGCAGCCCUAUUUUGUAAUUUUUGCAGUUUGUUUAACAGAUAAUCAGAACAAUUAUCCCAAACAAGACUGUAAUAAUCAAAAUGUGACAGGACAAUAGCCUUGUAUAUUUUUAACAAAGUCGAUUGCGGAACAAAUUUCUUUAUUCUUCGAAUCAUUCCUGCACCUUUUGAAGAUUUUGAAACAAUACUUUGUAUUUGGUCGUUCCACGAGAGGUUCUCAUCAACAAUGACCCCCAAAGUUUUAGAUUUGUUGAGUCACCGAGUUUGACUAUAGGACCUGUUGAAAUGUUUGAAAUGGGUUGUCGUGUGCCAACAAUUAAUCAUAUAUUCAGUUUUCUUUUUAUUAAGAGUGACUUUAUUCGAAGUUAGCCAUUGGUGAACAUUUGCGAGGUCGGUAUUUAAGCGUUAUUGUAUUUCAGUGCCAGUUUUAUCUUGAGUAGAAAUAUUUGUGUCAUCAGCAAACAUACUUGCCGAGGAUAAUGAUAGACAGUUGGGAAGGUCGUUUAUAUAUAGAAGAAACAGCAACGGGGCCUAAGUUAGAACCUUGUGGUAUGCCACAUUUAACCGUUCUUUCAUUAGAUGUAAUUUGAUCCACCUUGCAGAUUUGUAUCCGAUUAGUAAGAUAAGACUCAAACCAAACUAGAUCACGACCUCUUAUUCCAUAAUAAUCCAUUUUUGUUGUAAGUAUAUUAUGAUCUACACAGUCAAACGCCUUUUUAAGGUAAAGGAAAAUAACUCCAUUCAAACUCCCCCUAUCCAUAUUUAGCAGCCACUGAUUUUUUGUACGAAGGAGAGAUGUUUGAGUGGAGUGUUUCCUGCGUAAACCUGCUUGUUGUUCUAUGAGUAGACCGUUAGACUCUAAAUACGUAUUAAGCUGCUCUGAAUUUAAUUUGUCAAAUAUUUUUGCAACACAUGAUAAAACUGAAAUUGGUCUAUAAUUAUCACAGAUUAAUUUGCUAUCAGAUUUAUGAAUUGGCGAGAUUGUAGCAAUCUUAAAGUCGUCAGGAAAAAUGCCAAAGUUUAUUGAAGCAUUAAAUCACGCUGCUAAUGAGGGAGCUAUUUCUUCAGCCGCAUCUUUGAGAAGUUUUGGCGGAAUUCUAUCGUGUCCUGCUGAUUUUGAUGUUUUCAUUAUAGAAAGUAAUUUGUAAACUUCUAUUUGAGAAAAAUUUUGUAUUGAUAAUUUUGUGCUUGUUUAAGUUAAAUAGGAAUCCGGCGUCCUACCGCUGUUCGGUAUUUCAUUAGCUAGUUUUGGCCCGACUUCACUAAAAUAUGUGUUUAAAACAUUUGCAAUUUCAGACUUAUUAGUUAUAACUUGAUUACCUUGAUGGAUUUCAGAGGUUACGGUAGUUUUUGAGCUUUUGUUAGUACGUUAAUAUAUACAUAAAGAUAUUACUCGACUGUGAUUGGUUGAUUUCAAUGCAGUUAAUCCCAAACAGCAGUGCAAUUUUCUGUAAUCACAGUGCAAUUUUCUGUAAUCACAGUGCAAUUUUCUGUAAUCACAGUGCAAUUUUUUGUAAUCACAGUGCAAUUUUCUGUAAACACAGUGCAAAAAUCUGUAACAAACUGAUCUGAUUGGUGGAAAAACAUUGUGAUGAUUAAAUCAACCAAUCAGUUUAAAGCAAUUUAGUUUAAAGAAGUAACGGUCACAGAUUGCUUCAAAACAAAACAAACAUGGCGCCGCGCUACAGUAAAGUAAAAGUUACCUUCGCGUGGAAAAUAUGGCUUUUAUCUUUAUUUUUAAAUGGAAAAGCAUUUACCUUAAGCAAAACUAACAAAAAUUACAUAGUUGAGUGGAAUUUUCAAGCUGUUGGCGUUGUUUAAUGUGAUAUAACAAAGCCAGGAAAAGUUUGCCGGCGGAAUGUUCGCUAUUUUAAAACGCGUAAGUUAAAACUACAAUUGUCUCGAACAUUUUUAUGUAAAUUAUUAAUAAGUAAUAGCAUGGUUUCUCGUGAAAUUUGGAUAAACAUGCACUCGUUAGUUUUUCAAAGACCUCAAAUAGCACUCGUGCUUCGGACUCGUGCUAUUUUGAGGUCUUUGAAAAACUCACUCGUGCAUGUUAUAUCCAAAUUGCACUCGAAACCAGGCUAUUACCUAUACUUAUUAAUCGCUUUCCACAUUUCUUUAGGAUUAUUCUCGCAUUCGUUCAAGGUAUUCAUAAAAUAUUCGGCUUUGGGGUUUUUAAUUAAUAACCUAUUUAAAUCGUUUCGAGUUGUCCUAUUCGCAUCGUGAAAGUGUUUCGAUCCUGUUUUAACAGCCUUUUUCUUUACCUAAAGUUGUUUGUUAUCCACGGAGUCUAAAGUUGUUUGUUAUCCACGGAGCAUAUUGGCUUCUUACUCUUUUAGUAAUUGGAGGAGCAUGAAAAUUAGCGACAGUUAAAAAUUUUGUUUUCCACUUUUCCCAUAUUACGUUUGGAUCAAGCAUACUGUUCAAAAAUAUUUCGUGGUUUAAAUAUGGAAAAAUAUCUGCCUUAAAAUUAUUGGCAUUAUAUUGCUUAACAUUGCCUAGUUUUGACAAUCUUAGGUUCCCCACGAGGAAUUGAAAUAACUUCUUUGGAUAUAAAUCAUACUAUGGUCGCUGAUUCCCAAAUGAAUGGCUCCUGAGCAAUAAUUAAUUCACGUUUGUUUGUGAAGGCUAAAUCGAUUAGUGUCUUAGUUGUUGCCGUAACUCGAGUCGGCUCUUCAAUUAAUUGCUCAAAUUGAAGGGUAUUCAUAAUUUCGGCAAGUAUGUUUGUGUGAGCAUUGGCUUCAUUGUUAGCCAGAAGAGACCAAUCACAUUUGAAAUCACCAAUUAAAAUCCCUUACGAAAAUCAACACUAUUUUAACCCUAUUUUAUCCCUAUUUUACUUUCUAUUUUAUUCCUAUAGAAAAGCUAUUUUAUUUUUAACCCUAUCAUAUUGCUAUCACAUAUACAAAUCCUAUAUUAAACCUAUUAGAACUCUGUUUUAAUUGUACUUUAUAGCUAUUAUAAAUAGGUUUUUUUGAAACAAAAAAUAGCCUAUUUUAAAUAGAUUUUAUCUUUCUGAAUCGGUGAAGCACAGAUUAAAAUAGGUUUAAAAUAGGAUAAAAUAUAUUUAAUAUAGAGUGCAAAAUAGAAAUAAAAUAAUAAAGUAAAGUGAAAUAUUGGUAAUAAAAUAGAUUUUAAAUAUACAUAAAAUAGGUAAAAAAUAGUCGAAAAUACAUAUAAAAUAGUGGAUCAACUGCAGUAUAUUAACUAAAAAUAGUAAUAAAAUUACUGCAAAAAUAGUAAUAAAAUAGUUUAAAAAUAUGAAUAAAAUACUGAUAAAAUAGUAAUAAAAUAGUAGAAUUUAAAAUAGCGAGCAAAAUAGUAAAAAAAUAGUUCAAAAUUCUUAUAAAAUAGUAUAAAAAUAGUAAUAAAAUAGUUAUAAAAUAGCAAUAAAAGAAUAGUAAAAUAGCAAUAAAAUAGUUAUAAAAUAACCACAAAAUAGCUAUAUUAAAAUAGUAGCACUGCAACAUAGUUACUUUAUAAAGUAAUAAAAUUGUAGUAUGAUAAUUAAAACCAGUUAAAAAAUAGUAAUGAAAUAAUAUCAAAUUAUCUGAAAACUAGCAAUGCAGUACCAUGGUUGACAGGUAUAUUAUCGUUUAAAAUUGAAUAAAAUAAUACACAUAAAACAGUUUGUAUUCUUAUUAGCUGUCAAUGCUAGGUUGUGGCAGUUUAAGGGCGGCAGGGGUGAAUGUGGCAGUUUAUAAGCAGUGUCAAAUCAAUGGCAUUGUUUACCACGCACAGUCAGAGUUACCAACGUUUGAGUAACUGUAAGGAAUCUAUUACACGAUUGGGUUUCAAAUCAAUUGCAGGAUGAGCAGUCUAGUAGUCUACUAGCAGUUAGAUCCAUGCCACCAAGCAUCUUGGAGAUCAAGCAGUUAUUGCCAAUACAUGCAAGCUUAAUUGUCAGUAUUAAAAGGUGAAAAAUGGGCAAGCAGACCAUAGUCGAUAAGCGAAAUUGUCUAGCUUGAGACCUCACAGUUAAAUAUUGUGUGCAGAACUUAAAGUAGGGAGUGUUAAGGAAAAUUACAUCUAAAUAUGUCAACAUGGAACAUCAUGGGCAUGAAACAUCAUGAGUCUAGCUGGACACUUUCCUUGGCAAAUAAAAUUGUCCAACAUUAGGCAAGAUACAAAAACAUUUAAAUAUUAACAAACUGCUGAAAAUUGGGCACUUCGCAGUGAAAUGGGUAAUUUUAUUAAAAAAAAAAAUUAGUUCACCCUUGUCAUGACUUGCCGGGGUGUCUCUAAAGAUAUAUAUAAAAUGUAGCCCAAAGGUUGUUACAUAUAUUAUUAAGCAGAUCAUGCAGGUGGUAUAGAUAAAUGUAUUCAUAUAUUAUAAACUUUGAACAAGCAAACAAAGGACUUUGACUGUUUCCAGUUAGGGCACUUCCAUAAUCAAGUUGCCAUACAACAAAUUGAUCAAAUUAACAUUUUACCUAUUAACCGACCCACCCGGCAUUAAAAACUUAAGCAUGGCAUACAAAGGAAAUUGAAAUUAACCCUCUAUACCCCCAUUCCAUUGAUAUCCUAAUACAUUGUACUAUUACCCUCAGAUGUUAGACAUGGUAAAAUCAAACAGAACUGAAAGAAUCCAGCUUUGAUGCAACCAACACCUGGUGUUAGACUGAGAGUGAAAAAAAAAUUAAAGUUGGGUAUAUAAGUGCUAUAAUGGUAAAGUGCAUGAGACAUCCUUUUCCGGCUGAUAAUUUCAGCAAAUAUACUAGAUAGAUAUAAGUAGAAAAUAAUAUAACGGCAUGUCUUGCAAAUAUAACGACAUAUCUUGUGAAACACUGCUGAAGGUGAAUCAUAUUUGAUUCAAAACAUACAGUUUUCAUAAAUUGUGUGUUAACUAAUUACUAUAUAAUGCACUCCUUAUUCAGAAUAACUUUUAUUCUAUGACUAUUAUGUAACUGAGACAUGCACAUUUAGCUGGGAUAUGCCUAGGUAUUUAUAAGCAUAUAAAGAAUUGAGGAUUGAAACUUGAGUAGAUGCCAAGCUAUAAUAUAUUAAUUUUGAUACAAGAAACACUGCCACUGGAAUCUGGCAAUACACAACUAUUAACUAUUUGGCAUUAGUUAAUACAAUAAACAUAAUUUAAUAUAAAGACUUCAGGAGUCAAAUGUAAGCUUUGAAUUAAACUAACGUUUUAUAUCAUCGCUUUAAAUAUUGUCGCGGCAAAUUCAAAUUUUAAGCCGAAACAUCAAGCACGUGCAUUCUCAAAAUUCAGGAAUGAAGAUUGAAGUAGAAAAUAUUUCCUUUCAAAAUUGCUCUAUUAUACAUAAAACUUAACAAGAUUCUUAGCUGGAUAUUACUCUGUCAUCCCUGAUGUUUCAUCUUCGCUUAUUAAGGCUUCAUCGGCUCGGCUAAUUCAAAUUUUAAGCCGAAACAUCAAAGGUCAUCAAACACGUGCAUUCUCAAAAUUCACGAAUGAAGAUAGCAAAUAUUUCCUUUCAAAAUUGCUCUAUUAUACAUAAAACAUAACAAGAUUCUUACCUGGAUAUUACACAAUCAUCCCUGAUCUUUCAUCUUCGUUUAUUCACGGUUAAUAAGGCUUCAUCGGCUCGAAAUAUCGAGCGAAAUAUUGUAACUUCGAAAUCACGAACUGAUUAUAAAAAAUGGCGGGGUGUAAAUUCAGUGCUUCCACUUCCACUUUCAAAAAAAAUAAUUUCCUUCCCAACUGCUCAAAAUUUCCUUAUUUUUGACAAAAAUUCCUUUGAUGAAGAUGAAUUUUACCUAGUUUGAAACUGAUAUUACAAUAAUUUAUCCUGAAUGACGGUGUAUUUCUAGGGUGAGAAACAAUUAUAAAUUAUAAAUUAAUUAUAAAAAACUGCAACAGGAGGCUUGAGGUCAUGUCUCGGGAAUUUUUCAGAUUUUCCAUUCCCCAGGAGUAGGAUUUGGAUUUUUGACAUUUCCUGACGCGAAUUUGCUUGGGAAUUGCUAUAAUCUUUGGAUUUAUUAGAAAUAACAUAAUAUCCUUAUUUCCUUGCUGAAAACAAAAUUCCUUGCCGUUUCCUAGUAAAUUUUAUUUCUUUUUGCAAAGAAAUGUCCUUGCAAGUGGAAGCACUGCAUGGGAUGACCAGUGUAGGCAACAGUUGAAGCCUCCCCCUUUCCUCACCCUUCGCCCCUCACCCCCUCCCCCCUUCCAUUAUUAAUGAUUGGUCCCUUAUCUGUGUAACUAUAAAAUACGGUUCUAUUUUAUUUCAUUUUGCUAAGUAGGAAAAUUCAGAAUGUUUUAAUUUAAAUAGACUAUUUUAUACAUAUCUGCAAAUUGUAAUCCUGAAUUCCGGUAAAUGUAAAAUAGGAUUAAAAUAGAUAUAUGUUAUUUACCGGAUUGGAGGUUCGUAUAGAGAAAUAUUUCUCGAGGUCUUAAAAACGGCCCGAGGCCGAAGGCCGAGGGACGUUUUUAAGACCUAGAGAAAUAUUUCUCUAUACGGACCGACCAUACCGGUAAAUAAUAUUUUUAUUUUUUUUAAUUCCUCUGGAUUUCCCCAAUCACUCCUCCCGCACGCGAAUGAAGCUGCCAAAUAAAACGUCGUUUCUAUCAAUGCUAUCGGGAAGAGAAAUAUCUUUUGUGAGAUAGUAAAAUUCGUUUUCACUGUGUUUUUCAUCGUCUGCAGACAUUUUAAUGUUUUAAAAAGUAGCCUUUAAACUCGUCUUUAAAUUUUGAAAAAUAAAAACAUUGGCUCUACGGCUUUAAAUCUCGCGCGGUCCGUACGGGCUCAUACGGACCGCUCACGUAGCCAAUCAGAUUGCAGAAAAGCGUAAAAUAUGACUUCGGACUGCAAGAAAAAAAAAUAAUGUAUUUUAUUAUAUUUUGCAAAUUAGGGAAAGUGAAUAGGUUUAAAAUAGUAUAUUUUAUCCCUAUUUGAAAAAUGUGGCAGUUCUAAAAAUGUGCAAUAGGUUUAAAACAGUCUAUUUUAUUCUGUUUUGCGUAUUCUGAAAAAUAAAUAGCUUUAAAAUACUAUAUUUUAUAUCUAUUUUAAUUUAUGUAAUAUUCUGCAUGUGCAAAAUAUGUUUAAAAUAGUCUAUUUUAUUGUUGUUUUGCUAACUAUGAAAGAAAGAUAGGAUUAAAAUAGUAUAUUUUAUUCCUGUUUAAAAUUUGUGCAUUUAACUUCCAAUGUAAAAUAGGAUUUAAACAACCUAUUUUAUUUUAUGAGUUUAAAAAUAGUAUAUUUUAUAUCUAUUUUAAUUUCUAACUGCUUUCUGGUGAAGUAAAAUAGAAUUUAAAUAGGCUAUUUUAAACCUAUUUUUUCCCUGCGGCUCUGGAAAAUAGUAUUAAAAUAUGCGAUUUUAUUUCUAUUAUCUAUAAAAAUAGGAAUAAAAUAAAAUAAAACAUUAAUAAAAUAUGGCUCUUUCUUUUAGUGAAAUAUUAUGAUAGAAUUAAAAUAGGGUUGCCUCUGAAUAAAAUAGCAUAAAAAUAGGGAUGAUAGUAAUAAAAUAGUUUUAAAAUAGCCUGCCUCGUUGAGUCAGUUGUCGGGCCAGGAUUAGGAGAAACGUCCCCGCUUACAGAUAUACGUUCGAAUUGAAAUGUAGCGUUUGAAUUAGAAUAGUAGCCGAUUCGCGAAGAGAAAAAUCUUGCUCGCCUACCUCGUUUAUUUUGUAUAUGAUGAAAUCUCGUCGUGUUAAGAUUACCCAAACGGUACCAAAUUGACAAUGUUGAACUCGUUAACGGCCUUUCAAAGUAAGGCAGAGAUAGAUUGCCACGACUCGUAUAAUGUCUCACCUUGGAGUUGUAAACUUGGAAGCCAAAGAUUGGCAAGCUUAAUGUGCAAAACAGGGAGGUCAGAAACACACGUCCACUCAUGUUGACUCGCUCCUUGAAAUUGUUGUUGGCAUUUGAGUUACGUAAUUACUUCCGUUAACGAGAUUAACCAAUGGAAAGCUUUUCCGAAGAUUCUUCAAAGAAGAACAAAUUUGUCAUAGGCAUUUUGGGCAGGCGCUUAUUUAACGACGCCCUCUCUUCUCCAGCCCGCACUAAAUGCCUGCUACGCAGGUUAUUAUCAACAAGUCUGUAGUAUUAUUCCAGCUUUAUUUUGCGUGUUUGUUUUACUUUUAAAUAUACUUUACAUAUAACCACAGUCCCACACAAGUCAAAUAGUCGACUAAUCAGCAUCUGAUUGCUUCAAAGAAGCGUAACACGCUUAUUGUCCUAUUUCGUGACACUCAGGGGCUGAUUACAUGGGCCGAUCGAAUUGUCCCGCUUUGCCGAGUUGUCCCGGCUAAGCGAGUUGACUUUUGAAUUGCGAUUACAUGCACCGCGCUCACCCGGCUAGCCGGGCUGAAGUAGCUCAUUAAGAACUGUAAUGCUUAACAAUUUAAUACUCGGUGUUGGAAAUCGAUUAAAAAUGGCGUAUUUGUUAUAUUUGUGGACUACUUUACCCCGCUGAAUGUUGUUGGUUGAGCUGUUUAUACUUAGCGCUUAUCCCAAUAGGUUUAUACUAUGUUUGUGAUGUUACUCUGAGUGCAUAUCCACACCGGGCGAGCUUGAAAAAUAUGCCCGGCCGCGGUGGGAUUCGAACCUACGACCUUUGGAAUACUAGCCCAAUGCUCUUCCAACUGAGCUACGCGGUCAGGACGGUUAAGUGAUAGUUUUAUUCCAAAGGUCGUAGGUUCGUAGUGGAUAGUUUUAUUCCAAAGGUCGUAGGUUCGAAUCCCACCGUGGCCGGGCAUAUUUUUCAAGCUCGCCCGGUCUGGAUAUGCACUCAGAGUAACAUCACAAACAUAUUAUUCACCUGAGUACACAACACCAGCACAGAAAAAAUUCAUAUUACAAGAGCACAUUGGUAUCGAAGGAACUAUAGAUACUGUUCCGAAAUAUCACUUACCCGAACCGUCUUGACCGCGUAGCUCAGUUGGAAGAGCAUUGUGCUAGUAUCCAAAGGUCGUAGGUUCGAAUCCCACCGUGGCCGGGCAUAUUUUUCAAGCUCGCCCGGUGUGGAUAUGCACUCAGAGUAACAUCACAAACAUAUUAUUCACCUGAGUACACAACACCAGCACAGAAAAAAAUCAGGUUUAUACUGUUUGUAUUCAAAUAAAAUUGUGUCGUUUCCUAUCUAAACCUUGAAAACGUUCAUUAAUAUCAUUUCGAUGUUAUUUGAAAUUUUUUUAACUAAUGUCACUAAUACUUGUACAUAUAAUCAAAAUUAAAACAUGCAUAAGUGUGGUUUUCAGCCCGUUUUGCCCAGCCAACUCGGCAAAAAGCGAUUACAUGGGAUGUGUGGGCAAUUUCUGUCCCGGCUAAGCGAGUUGACUCAGCAAGCUACAGUCGCGGUCCCGGCAAGGCGGGACAACUCGCUUUGCAUGUAAUCGAAAUGUCAAAACAAUAGAAAAUACAUAUAGGAAGCGGGUCAACUCGGCAAAACGAGUCAACUCGCUUAGCCGGGACAACUCGCCCAUGCAAUUGGCCCCUCAGAUUAUUUCAGCACGGGCUGACAUUUCAGACCGGGUUGACGAUAAAUAUAGCUCUGACUAAACUCAGCCCGGGCUGAAACUUCUCAUGUAAUCGUGAUGCAAUUUCAGCUCGUUUAAGCGGGCUGAAACUCAGCCCGGGCUGAAAACUCUCCAUGUAAUAGCCCCUAAUUGUCCACUGUAGUUUAAUAUUGCAACUGAAACUGUCUAUGUUACGUUGGUUUGUCACAGUUCUUGAAGCAUAAAGGUACGUUCAUUGUAUUUUUCGUAUUUCCUUAGCUUCAUCUCGAAGUUUUAAUUUAAAUUACACGGAAAUAUUUAACUAAGUGUUUUCCAAAUCACCAAAUGUAAUGUAUUAACUUCCACCGACAAAAAUAUUAAUGGGAAGAACUGUUUCAGCUCUACCAUUCUCUACCAUCAGAUUUGAACUAAGUUCAUAUUUUGUCGACAGUAGGGACAGCUCAGAACAGGUAUUGCAGAAAUCACUUGAAACUGAACUGAACAAUUUAGUCAGAGGAGGUUGGACAGCAGGCCGCAAAGCAUCAUGGGUAUUGAGCGUCUAAUUCCACGCGUGGCUUUCAUUGACUGUUGACUGUCGAGGAGUGAACAUCUCUCUGACUACAAAACCAAUAUGGAAACUUUCGAACGACAAGAGUGGCAGGCUGCGAUACUUUGUGAAAACUGCAUGUUAUUGCUGUAUUGUUGCGAUCAUCAUUAUGACUUGUGUUUUACCAUAUCAAGUUUACCUUUUUUAAAUUGCAUGGGACGUGCUGACAUUUUAGCUUCAUAAAUAAUCCGUCUGAGAAAAGGAAUUGUGUUUGAAUUUAUAUUCCCAAAAGCGAGGCUCUUCUUUCUAAGUUGGAUGGCGUUAAAUCUCCGUGUAUAAUCAACAUAAAAACAAGCGUAGUAUUUAAGGUUGGUAUACUACAAUGCAUUAAAGUUAAAUUUCCGCUUUGUUGUUUUUAUUCUUGUACUUCUAAUAUAAAUACACUGUACAAAAUUAUCAAUUAUGGCGUCAUACUUGUGUGUAUAAUGCCCAGUGGCGUAGCUAGCGGUCCUGCUUGUCCUGCCCAGCAGGACUAAAAAUUUCCCCAAAUUUCCUUACUAAAACAUUGCUUUAUUUAUCUUGAAGCUUUAAAAAUUUAUCAUUAUCAUAUUGUUAUUUUUUGUCUUUUUCGUUAUUAUUUUUUAAAAAGUUCGCAAUCUGUUAUAUUUACGCAAUUUUACAGCUUGCCGUGUCUGUUACCUAGCAACUGCAACUCUACAUUGAUUUACACGCGACUCGUAUUUCAGUCCUGCCAUUUUCAAAUGGCAGGACUUGCUAGUAUAUUUCACAGUAAAUUCAUACAAGAAAUCUUGGUUUCUGAUUGGAUAAUUAGGUCUGCGCAUGCUCAAACAGACUGUUAACAAAUGCGAAGUCCUGCUCUCUCGAAAUGGCAGGACUUGGCCUUGUAUUGUCUUUACUUGCGAGUUAUCCGCGUAACUAAACCUACUUUUUACUAAUUCUGUCGAGAUUACUCAAAUUAUGAAUAUGGAAAUCAACGAAUGUGGAAGCCCAAUGUGAUUUUGAUAUAAUUUCUGGCUUCUGCUAGAUAUUUUAGCUCACGAAAUGCAUGUGAACAGACUCGACUGAUGAUUGUGUAUUUUUAUAAUACAAUAUAAUGGGGAAUACAAACUUCAUUUGUGAAGCCUGUCGUAUUGAUAUAAAAUAAGAACGUAAUAUUUACUGCCAGUUCAUCUACUUUGUGCAUUUGAAACGAGCACUUAUAUGGAGUUUAAUUUUAAAAAUGAUAUACUGUACCAAUUCUGGCAAUUCACACUGUUUAUGUAGAUAUUUGGCCGCAUACACUAGUCUAUAUUAAACGCUAUAUUAAUACCAUAGGCAUAGCGUACUGAAUUACAUUCAGACUAUCAACUACAGAUCACUACGCCUGGCACUCUACAGAGUGCCAGGCGUAGUGAUCUGUAGUUGAUACCACUCCAUUAUAUAAAGUUUAACACAUUACUAACAAACGUAGUAAAUUUUUAACGAAUGCUAGCCGUAGCGUUUUAGUGUAUUAUUAAAACGCCGUGUUCAACAGUAUAAUAGUUACGCAACUGUUGAUUAUGCCGUGAUAUGUGUUGAUCAAGUGAAAGAUCGUAUUACAGACGCGUAUUGUAUACAUGAUAUUUUCCUCUUUCGUGACUUGACUAUAUUUAGCCACAUUGUCAGUUAAGUUGAAAAAUAUAUAGUGAAAUAUGAUAAAAAAAAUGCAUGGAUUUAAAAAAGUUACAAAUUUUUUUUUCUAAAAAAAUUAUCAAAAAUUUCCCGCUAAUUACGCAAUUUUUGGAUGUUCCCUUUGGAGUAUUUCGCCGUGAAAUCGCAGGAAAUGGCCAUUCCAGACUUUUAAAAUUCAAAAUUUUCCGGGGGAGCAUGCCCCCGGACCCCCCCUACAAUGUGUGGGUUUUAGAGCAGGACUAGUGAAAUUUCGCUAGCUACGCCACUGAUAAUAAUGCCUCUAGUUUGAUCCUAGCUAUUGUGUGUAUAUGUACUGUGUCACUGUGAUACAUAUGUACAUGUUUUGAGUUUAACGAAUUGUUUAAUAAAUUUUUGCUGAAGUAUGAUGCCUGUUUGUAUGGGUAGAUUUUUACAUAUAUAUGCAUACAGUAUACUUUUCAUCUGUAAAAUAUUUUUUGUGUGUUCUAAUAUUACUGUAAAUAGUGACACACUUUUGCAUUAGAUUGCUAAUUUUAGAGAUUACAGUGUAUGUAUAAAAUAAUAAAAUAAAAAUGUUCUUGUUAUUGAAUUUGUAGAAAGAGAUCUACUCGAGUGGUUCAGUGGUUGGCUGGUCUUGAACCUGGUCAGGAUGGAUAUGGUGAUGAAGGUGAUAGGGCAGAAAGUGGUGACCAGUUAAGUGAUCAUAAUGAAAGUGACGAGGAUGAAAUCAACCAUGCUGUGCCAUUCAAGUGCAUCGGAGCUGCUAAUGAGAAACAUUUAUUUACCAAGAUCAUUUGUAACAGGCAUGCCUUGCUAUUCAUGGACAAGAUAAGCAUUUUUACCUUUCACUUUAUUCAUUGCCAAACAAAAAUCAUUUAAUUUAAGUAGGUGUGUAUCUGUAAGAAAACCGAAUAUCUGUUAUGCGCACUUGUGCAACUCCCUCAAAAUAGCAAUAUUGCUUUUUUAUUGUGGCAUAAAUCUAUUACUAGGACAUCAAUAUGGUUCUCAUUACCUAUAUCUAAACUUAAAAAACCAUGUGCUAUAUAUAAAUAAAUGCAUCUACCUAUUUCGUAACUGAAUAGAAUUUAUUUUGUCAAGCCAUGUAAUUAAUUUUGAAAUUGCUGUGACUUUAUGUAACCCUUCUGCAGGAAUUGAGCCUAUAAACUCUAAAGCACCAACCCAUCCCCAACAAUAAAAUUUUUAAAUUUGGUUGUGUGAAAAUCGGGCUGAGUUGAAUUUAAAUGGUUCUCAUUUCUAGUCAAAAUAUGGGUCUCUAUUUACUUGUUUCUAAUAUAUACACCUGUUGACUCUGGAUGCUCUUCAGAAGUAUCAAAUAAUGUACCUGCCAUUAUAAAUGCUUCCUCCUUUAAUUAAUAAUAGUGUUCAUGCAUACUAAAAAACCAAACAUGGUAAAUUAUACUACAGGUAUAUGAAAUAACUGUACCAGCCAGGGUACCGGUAUUAAAACUGGCUUGUCCAAGAAAUAUUGUGGGUGAUGUCUGGCGACCUACAUGGUGCUUGAAAUGAAUUGUCACAUGCUGACAAUUCAGCAUCUUUUCAACAAAAAUUAUCGAAACAUAUGAAGUAGAUAAUGUAAACAGCAGCUGACAACUCACACAAAGCUUGCAAGUUGCUGUUUAAUAAAGAAAACAAUUUCUUAGGUCAUCCAUGGUCAUCUAAUUAAAAAGUGGCUGACGUCUAAUUUCAAGAAUGGCUGGUGCCAAAUGUACACUAUUAUAACAAACAUAUUUUAAUUAUUGUCAAUAAAUUUGAACAAAUAUGCUCAAGCAUUAAUUAAAUAUGAUACAUUACAUGUAUGCAGGGAUGGAUCCAGCAUGAUCUGGUAGGGAGGGGGGUUGCUCUGGUGCCGACUGAGUUGUGUCGGUCAUGUGUGCCGCCCGCCCACCAACUACUGUUCACAGUUCACUUAUCAUCAUGUUAUUACUCAAAUUAUCGUAUCUCAUUUUGUUUUUUUUUGCUUUAUCAUAAAAAAUAGCACCCCCCCCCCUGCACCCCCUCUGGCCAGGGCUAGAGAGGGUGUGCACCCCGCCCCUAGUAAAUCCAUCCCUCCAUGUAUGUGCACUUUCUAUAUUCUGCUCAGGUAUUUGGUGAAAAUGUACGUUGUUGGCCACAAUGAGGGAUCACAGCUCAAUUUGUAUUCACCAAUAACUUUCAGGAAGACAUCAUAAGGACAAGAGAUACUAUAAUCAAUACUAGUAUAGUAAUCCAUGCUAAAAUGUCUUAAUUCUUCAACAUCGUCAGUUGGCUCUGCCCUUGGAUGUUCAGGAAAAAGCCCUUUUUCAUAUCGACAUCUGAACUCCUGUAAUUAAAAAGGAACAUAGCAUUUUACACUGAGAGAAAAUCUGAUCACUUUAUAAUGUGCUGUUCUUUUAAAAUCAUCUCUACCACCAGACAAUUUCACUUGCCAAGGAGCUAGGCAUGCAUGCUAGUAAUACCAGCCCAGAUAUAAAAUCUGUAAAAACAGGCGAAUAACUCCUAAGUCUUCUAAAUAGUCUUUCAAAUGUAAUUUAACAAUUACUGUAAAGAAAAAUUCUCCUAAUAUUAAGGAACUUUCAAAAUUCAUUGUGAAAACCAAGCUUUGGUGGCGCAAUAUCUUCCCCAGAUAUUAGACGCCAUUUUGGCAAAGGUUGAAAUGAGUAUGGUCACUUCAAUGCCAAAUAUCUCGAAAACUGCCGGGGAAUCCCGGGCAUCCCUCCAGCAGAUUUUUAGUUUAGAUAUUUGUCUUGACUUUUUUGCAGAAAAAACGAAAAUCGAACCAUGGGAAUUCGAGAUUUUUUAGUUUGAAAGUUGUAAACAGACACGGACUUGAGUCAUCACGUUGCCACGACAUGACCAAUUUCAAUAAUCGAAAACAGGUUAAAAAAUAACGCUUACCUCAGAAAUUCUUGCACAUAUCGCCAGUUCUUUUAUAAUACUAUGGUCACGGUUGCAUUUUGAUAGAAAAAUUUCAAUAUUUAUAUAUAUUUUUUGAGUGCUUCUGUAUCCAAUGCAAAUUAGAAGGCCAAAAAUCUUCGCAAACACGGUGGGAAAAUAGCGCGAUUUCAUUGGUCGAGAAUUUCACGUGACAGCUAGCGCUGUCCAACCUCCUCUGCCAUUUAGUACAGACAUAAAAAUUAGGCAGUUGCGAGACUGCACGUGCUGUUGUUUACAAACUAUAUAACAAUAUUGUAAACUAUAAAUAUUGUAAAACAAAGUAAAAAUUUGUGUUUAAAAACUCUUUUUUUUUCAAGCAUAUUAUCGUGAAACGACAAGCAAAAAUACAAAAAUAUAAAAAUAACAAACCUUUUUUAUUGUUUUUUUUAGUAGAAAAAUGUUGAUUAAAUCAAAACAAAUUCAUUUUUAUAUGUUUUUGAUCGGAUCUGAACAUGAACCCGUCGUUUACGGAAGCAACGUAAUUGAUUUUGUCAAAACCAAAGCCAAAACGCCAGGCAUAAAAGUUUUUAUUCCAAAGCUCCUCUGCUACCAUACUCAUAAAAAAAUUAUAUUUUUAAAGGGUAUGGGCAAUGAAAAUUGCUUCAUCUAUCUUAUUGCUUCGUCUGAAAGAGCAUGGAAAAGUAAGCCGAUUGGCCGUUUAAUGCUCUAUUCUAUCUCAUCUAGUUCCGAAGUUAUAUGCAAAAAUGUGCAAAAUAUAAAUUGCUGAUUCAGCACAAUGUGUGACGUCAUUAGCUGGGUAAGUAUGUUUCAUUGAAUACUACACUGAAGCAUACACUCUUUUCAUAAAUGGCUGCCAAUUAAAAGUUCUUUUAUGUGCAUAUAAAUUGGCCCAACUAGCCUCGUACUCAUGUUAAGAUUUCAAAGGAAUUUCUACCCAGAAACGAGGCUAGUUGGGCCAAUUUAUAUGCACAUCAAAGAAUUUUUAAUCGGCAGCCAUUUAUGAAAAGGGUGUAUAGCUCAGUUAUUAUGGGCCCAAAUCAAAUGAAAUUUUGGAUACUGAUUGUACAUAAUGAGACGCAUGGAAAAACACUUCUAAUUUUGUUUCCAAGGUAACAAUGUCGUUCCCAGGCCCUUUGCGCCAAUUUUAUAAAACAGCUUUAUUCAAGGUACUGAUAAAAAUAAAAUAAUAUCAGAAGUAUGUGUACGAUAUCUAUGCAUGCCGAAAGUUUACUUGCAUGAUAAUAAUUUGAAAAUGACAUACACAUAGAGAAAUGCAACUAGUUAUUCAAAAUCAGUUUAAAGGGCCUGGGAACGACUGUGUUGCCUUGACAACGAAAUUAGAAGUAUUUUCCCAUGCGUCUCAUCAUGUACUAUCUGUAUGAAAAAUUUCAUUUGAUUUGAGGCAAUAAUAACUCAGCUAUGCUUUAGUUUACUAUUCAAUAACUAUACUUACCCAGCUUAUGACGUCACACAUUGUGCUGAUCAGCAAUUAUAUUUUGCACAUUUUUGCGUAUAACUUCGUAACCAGAUGAGAUAGAAUAGAGCAGUAAACGGCCAAUCGGCUUAUUUUUCAUGCUCUUUCAGAUGAAGCAAUAAGAUAGAUGAAGCAAUUUUCGUUGCCCAUACCCUUUAAGCAUGUACAUUUUUACUGAAACUAUACGUCUUUUUGUGUGUUUCUUGCCAGUUUUCUCGGGUUUUCGUAUUCGUGUUUUAUAUUAUCUUUCAACUUUUCAAUUUAUGUCAGCCUCGUUUUACAAAUACACAACUGCACUGAUCUCAAAUUAGUUCGCAAGCCAAGGUAAACCUAGAAUAAUAGCACUUUAUACUGAGCUCACUUCACUCGAUAAAGGAACAAGCGAGACAGUGACAGACUAUCUAAUACGAGCAAAAAGAUCGAUUAUGGCCCUGAAAAACGCUAAAGAGACACUUAGUGACGGGCUUGUUAUUGCCAUGUUAUUAAAAGUUUUACCUGACUCAUACAAACCCUUUGUUGUCCAUAUUACACAAAGUACAAGUGAAAUUACAUUUGCUAUCCUUGCUAUGUUCAAGUCUCAACUGAAAAGCUUUGAAGAAACAGAGAAUGAAAAGUCAGUCCCCAUCGUUUUCUGCAUCCAGUUAUGUCACAUGUUAUGCUUGUGGUCGCAAAGGUCAUAUCAUGAAGGAUUAUUCUGACAAAACUAAGAGUGAAACAAGCAAGUGGUGCUUAUACCACAAGUCAACAACGCAUAGUGAUAGUACCUGUCGACGAGAUCAACGAAAAGACCAAGAAGCUACAAAAGUAAAACAAGCGACAUUUGGUGGCCAGUCCGGUGACGAAGGGGAUGAAUACUCAUACACUUUUCAUGAGCAAGGGAGUCACCUUAAGCAAUCACAGUACAAAUGGGAUGUUUGUUGAUACUGGAGCUACAUCUCAUGUUGUUACAAAAGAUGUAUUGAAACGUGUUGAUGGUAAUUUUAACCCAGCAAAGCAUUACAUGGAACUUGCUGAUGGGACACGUAGAAAUAAUGUGGCUCUGAAACGUGGAUAUGCUGAAGUAUCAAUAGCUGAUGAAAAUGGAAAAUAUGUGAAAGCUGUUCUGAAAGACGCACUGUUCAUACCAACGUAUCCACAGGACAUAUUUUCUGUUAGAGCAGCUACUUUAAAUGGAGCCAAAGUAAAGUUCUCAAAAGAUCAAAAUGGACUUGUCUACAAAGAUAGUACAAAUUUCAUUAUUGAGGAACAUGAACGCUUGUAUUAUUUGAACACUGUUAAUCAACUAAAUGAUGAUAGCAAUAUAAGUAGUUUAUAUGAUAAGGUAAGUCUUGCAUGCAAUAUUUACAAGUGGCAUGAAAUAUUAGGGCAUUCCAAUUUCGAUGAUAUAAUGAAACUAGAAAAUUUAGUCACUGGAAUGAAAGUUGUAGGGAAGGUAGAUAUGUUCAAGUUAGAAUGUGGUACAUGUACAGAAGGGAAGUUUGCAAAUUGUAGAAAUAGAGCACCAGAUAGUUGAGCUACAAAACCCCUAGAAAAGGUACAUACAGACUUAGCAGGUCCCAUUAGCCCAGUGUCCAAAAAUGGUUUUAAAUAUUGCAUUGCAUUCACUGAUGACUUAUCUGGAGCCAUUUUUGUAUGUUUCCUUAGAAAUGAGACUGACACCCUAUUAGGAACUGAGAAGUUUCUUGCCGAUUGUGCACCUUAUGGCCAGGUAAAGUGCUUGAGGUCAGAUAAUGGCACAGCAUUUAUGAAUGGUGAUUUCCAAGAUCUUCUUAGGAAAAGAACCAUUAAGCAUGAAACUUCUUGUCCAAAUUCUCCCCACCAGAACGGAACAGCGAAAAGGUACUGGCGGACACUAUUUGAAAUGGCUCGGUGUUUGUUGUUGGAGAGUGGUGUGCCUAAGAUGUUGUGGCCAUAUGCCGUCCAAACUGCCGCUCAUAUUAGAAAUAGGUGUUACAACAACAGGACUAAGAGUACACCCUAUUUUAGCAUGACAGGAAGAAAACCAGACCUGUCAAAGAUGUGGGUGUUUGGCUCAGAGUGUUACAUUUAUAACUAUGAUCAUAAGAAACUAGACCCUAGGUGUAUGAAAGGAGUAUUUGUCGGUUAUGAUAAGAACAACCCAGCCCACCUUGUUUAUCACCCACAGUGUGGUAAAGUCAUGAAACACAGAUUAGUAAAGUUUAUUAAGAAUACCAGUGCAGAACAAUGCACACAGACUGAAAUUGAUGAUCUAGGCCUUUGUAGAAAGGAGGAAAAUGACAUUUCCCCAAAUGAUGUUCAGGGACAGGAAAAAGAUUUUCCCGAACCUGAAGAAAUUGUUGAAAACUUAGAUUCACGCGAAGGGCCACAGUUAGAUGUUGAAGAUAGUUAAGAGGUUGAAGAUGAUCAUGAGACUAAAGUUUAUCCUCAGGGGGAAAGAAAAACCUCACAAUAUUUAGGAGUCAAUAAUUCAGCCAAUGUAAAUGUUGAUUAUUGUUAUAAAGUUUGCGGUGUGCCACAAACAUACACUGAAGCAAUGGAGUCCCCUGAAGCUUCAGGUUGGGAGAAGGCCAUGAAAGGUGAGAUGGAAGCACUCAAGGAGAAUGACACGUUUGAAUUAACCACCUUACCAGAGGGUAAGAAUUUAGUGGGGGGAAGAUGGCUCUAUACCAUCAAGGAGGAUGCAAAUGGUUUGGAAACAUUGAAAGCAAGAUAUGUUGCAAAAGGGUACAGUCACGUCCAUGGUAUUGACUAUGAGGAAACUUUUUCCCCAACUGCCAACAUUACAUCAAUCAGAAUCCUUAUGCAACUUGCUGCUCAAUAUGAUCUUACUGUUUAUCAGAUGGAUGUCAAAACAGCUUUCCUUCAUGCCCCUAUUGACCAUGAAAUAUUCAUGGAGCAGCCUAUGGGCUUUGAAGAGUUGUCAGAAAACGAUGUUAAAUUAGUCUACAGGUUGAAGAAAUCUCUUUAUGGUCUUAAGCAGUCGGGUAGGAACUGGAACAGGGUGUUAGACGAGUACUUGAUAAGCGAUGGAUUUGUUAGAAAUCCAGUCGAGCAUAGUGUUUAUCAAAAACAAACAGGUGAAGAUAUCAUAAUUGUAGUUAUAUCGGUUGAUGAUCUGAUUUAUAACUUCAAGUAACACAGAUAUGAUCAGUCAAUUCAAGGAAAACAUAAAAUCUAAAUUCAAGAUGAAGGACUUGGGAGAAAUUUCUUAUUUCUUGGGCAUUAGCUUUAAACAAGGAAAUGGAGUUAUUAAAAUGAAUCAGAAAAGAUAUAUUCAGAAAAUACUAGAUAGAUUUGGUAUGUCUGAUUGUAAGCCUAGAACAACCCCAUGCGAGCAGAAAUUUGAGGGCAUGAGUGAUAGUGAACAGGUAUACCCAAGGAAAUAUAGAGAGAUUGUAGGUAGUCUGAUUUACUUGAUGACAUGUACCAGACCAGAUAUUAGUUGUGUAGUGUUUACUAUAUUGUUGUAACAUGAAGUAUAAAAAAGAUUAGGAAUCCAAGAUGGCGUUUUAGUAAAUAUACGUGUUCAGUAAAUUGUUUAUGUUUAAUCGAGUUCAAUCUGUUGUUUUAUCGGGAUGCAUACUACAAAUGGCGACGAGGAUGGACAUCUAAAUAUAUCGAGGACUUGUUUAAAGGAAUUUUGAUAAAUUAGUAUCAUGGAAACGAAUCAAAAUUCGGAAAAUAUUCAAGCAGGUGAAUCGAGUGGAGCUGUUGUUUUAAAGUGAAAGUACUCGAAGUUGGUGGUUUUCCUUGCUUCGACCCCAAGGGAGAUCCAAAUACACUAUCAAUUCGCUGGAGAAGAUGGAAACGCGCUUUCAACCUGUAUAUGGUGUCAAAAGGAGUUACAAAUGAACAGCAAAAAGUUGCUUUGUUAUUACACUCCGGAGGAAUGGAAUUACAAGAACUGUAUUAUACUUUAAAGCCAGAUAGUGAAGAUAACAAUCUUCAGGAAUGUUUGAACGCUUUAGAUGCAUAUUUUACACCUAAAGUAAAUGUGGCUUUUGAAAGGCAUAUGUUUCGACAAAUGCAGCAAAAAGAGAAUGAAACCAUAGAUCAGUUUGUUUGUCGACUUCGACAAAAGUCUAUUUCAUGCGAGUUUACCAAUGUAGAUGAAGCAAUUCGUGAUCAAAUUAUUGAAAAAUGCAGAGACCCAAAGCUUCGUCGAAAGUUUCUUGAAAAGACAGGUACAGUAAUUUUAUCUGUGCUUCAAGACACGGCUAGAGUUCACGAAACUGUAAACACACAAAUCCAAUCUAUGGAUAGAUUAGGUACAAAUCAAGUAAAUGGAAUAUUCCAAGGUAAUCGAAGGGGGAAAGGAAAGUAUGGUGCCAAAUCUGAUGACCGUGCAUCUGAUGGAAAACAUAAAGAGGGUAGGGAAUGUUAUCGAUGCAAUAUGACAGGACACAUCGGACGAGAUAAAAGCUGUCCUGCAAUAAGUAGAACAUGUAAAAAGUGUGGAUUGGUGGGUCAUUUUGCAGUUUGUUGUCGUACUAAAGCCCCAAAGAAACCCUCAAAUGGAAAACAACGUCAACAUGGAGCUUAUCAAGUAGAGGAAGAGAAACAGGAACCAGAAACGGACAAUUAUGCUUUUGUAGUUAAGCCUGCUCGUGAAAAGACAGGUGGAGUUGUUGAACUUGUCAUUGGAGGUGUGGAGUUAAAUAAUGUCCUUUUCGAUUCUGGAGCUUCCUGCAAUAUAAUGGAUCGAGCAACAUGGGAAAACCUGAAACAAAAAGGUGUGAAGUGUGAAUCUCAGAAAAGCGAAAAGAAAUUGUUCGCAUAUGGACAAACGGAUUCAAUUGAGGUUUUGGGAACAUUCAAAAGCGAUAUUUUUUGUAAAGAUUCAAGGGUAAGCUGUGUCGAUGAGUUUACCGUAGUUGAAGGUCCAGGAAAAGUUUUACUUGGAAAGAAUACAGCUGAGAAAGUAAAUGUUCUUAGAGUGGGACCUCCACGUUCUCCACAAGUCUACUCGGUUGCAUAUGAAGGCAGUGAUAAAGAUAUUAUGAAUGAUUUUAAAGAAAUUUUCUCAGGAGUGGGAAAACUAAAGGAUUUCCAGAUGAAAUUGCACAUUAAAGAUGAUGUGAAACCAGUAGCACAACCAGUAAGAAGAUUACCGUUUGGUCUCAGAGCAAAAGUGGACAAAAAGCUUAAUGAGUUAUUAGAAGAAGAUAUUAUUGAAGAAGUACCAAGUGGCCCUACCGGUUGGAUAUCACCUCUUGUUGUCGUACCAAAACCGGACGGUGAUAUUCGUAUUUGUGUCGAUAUGAGGCGAGCGAACGAAGAUAUUGAAAGGGAGCGUCAUCCAAUCCCCACUAUAGAGGAAGUCUUAUACGAGUUAAAUGGAUUAACAGUCUACAGUAAAUUAGAUUUGAAAUGGAGAUUUCAUCAAGUCGAGCUUGAAGAGUCAUCGCGUCGUAUCACCACAUUUUUAACGCAUAGUGGACUAUAUAGAUACAAGAGGUUGAUGUUUGGAAUAACCUCAGCACCCGAAAUGUACCAGAAGAUAGUCAAGGAUGUAUUAAUUGGUUGCAAAGGAGUUGCCAACAUUGCGGAUGACUUGAUCAUCCAUGGACGGGGAAUUGAAGAGCACGACAAGAAUUUGGUAGCUGUACUUAAUCGUUUACGGGAGUGUGGAUUAACCCUAAAUGCAAACAAGUGUCAGUUUCGACUUCCAAAGUUGACAUUUUUUGGUCAUGAUCUUAGUUGUGAUGGUGUUUCGCCAAACGAAGAGAAGGUGGCAGCAGUAAGAGAUGCCAAACUCCCAAAGAAUGCUGCAGAAGUUAGAUCUUUCCUAGGCUUAGUGCAGUACUGUGCCAAGUUCCUACCUGAUUUUGCACAAGUGGCAGAACCAAUCAGAAAAUUAACUAGAAAGAAUCAACAAUUUGAAUGGGGAAAAGCUCAACAGCAGUCUUUUUCAACAUUGAAAGAUCUUUUAACUCAGGCCGAGACGCUUGCUUACUUCAAGAACGAUUGUGAAACACACAUUAUUGCUGAUGCUGGUCUUACAGGGAUUGGAGUGGUUCUCGCACAGUUACAGGGUGAUUCAUGGAGAGUAAUUUCGUAUGAAUCUAGGAACCUCACUGUCGUCGAAAGGAGGUAUUCCCAAACGGAGAAAGAAGGUCUUGCGUUGGUGUGGGCAUGUGAGAGAUUCAAGUUGUAUGUUUAUGGUCGUAAAUUUGAGCUAGAGACGGACCACAAGCCCUUACAGUAUAUAUACAACACAUCGUCUAAGCCGUCUGCACGACUCGAAAGAUGGGUUCUUCGGCUACAAGGUUAUCACUUCAAGGUUGUCUAUCGGCCGGGAAAAACUAACAUAGCUGAUGCUUUGUCUAG